Molecule: messenger RNA, 966 nt
Organism: Effrenium voratum
Lineage: Eukaryota; Dinophyceae; Suessiales; Symbiodiniaceae
Source: the annotation of a GenBank genome assembly
AUGCCGAUGUCGCCCUCGCAGCGAGCAGAAAGCAGCAGCGGCGGCGUCUACAAAUGCAUCCACGGGCCGAGGGUGGCCAUCCGCUCAGCGCCCUCCGCGACGGCGGCGGUGCUCGACACCAUCCACCCGGGCACCCUGCUGCGCAUCUCCGAGGUGCUGGGCGGCUGGGCGCGCCUGGACGAUGACGAGCUCUGGGCCCGCUGGACCGCCAACUGGCCCCGCUGGCCCAAAGGUGUUACCGAGGAUGGCGAGGAUGUGGCCGGCGACCAGGCGUUGCCGGAGAAAGCCUUCAUCCUGGUGGACGGCUCUCAGGUGGGCUUGAAGACGCAGCUCCUGGAGCGUCUGAAUGAUGCGGAGGCCCAGCAGGCGCGGUGGCCCUUCCGGGAGGCCAUGGAAAUCCGGUGCCUGGAGGUGAACCUGGCCGCGCGGCGGAAGGAGCCUGGCGCCGGAGCGCUGCUGCGGAAGAGGUUCGUGGAUGCCGCCCUUCGCUACGUCGGGACGCCCUACCAUCGCAGCUUCCACGACCCCGCCAGCUCGAAGUGCAAGCCUGGGAGUAGGCUCAAAGAUGCCCCGCUCUUCUUGGACCACAUGCAGCUGAUUCAGAAGGCGGUGGAGGAUCUGAAGCAGGACUUUGGCUUUCUGCUGAUCUCGAACUGCAAGCCCCAGCACUGCCGACGGACGCUGCCGGUGUCUUUUGAGGACCCGGAGGAUUGUGAGCCGGGCGACCUCGUCUUCUACGAGGAGCUCGAUGAGGGUGGCCCCUCCGGCAAGAUCUGUCAUGUGGAGAUCUUCCUGGGCGGGGACUCGGGCACGGAGAGCCUGGGAUCCAUGGCGUGGAAUGCCCACAGCCGCACCAAAGACAUGGACGGAGUGCAAAUCUUCGAAGACUUCAGGAUACCCAAGGAGAGUGGCAAAGCUGGCUACCGCUAUCACUGCCACUCCAUCCAGAGCUGGCUCUUGUCGGAG